Molecule: messenger RNA, 1795 nt
Organism: Apis cerana (Asiatic honeybee)
Lineage: Eukaryota; Metazoa; Arthropoda; Insecta; Hymenoptera; Apidae
Product: pseudouridine-5'-phosphatase
Molecular function (GO): phosphatase activity
Source: RefSeq, a predicted model, not a curated record
AUCGGAUCUGAACAGAUUGUAGAUAGGAUCAGUUUCAUCUAAUACAAGCUUUAAUUGCUUAUAACUUAAGUAAAUUUUAAUCAAAAUUUUUAUAUAUUUUUGUUUUCUAGAAUUGAUAUGUUAGAUAUCUCAUUAUUAUAUAUCUCAUACAUUAUAUAUUAAUAUUUUAUAUAUAAAUUAUAUUAUAUAUAAUAUUAUAUUUUUAAUUAUGUUAUAUUUUUGUAAAAAAACUAAAAUAAAAAAUUAAUACUUAUAAAUUUUGUAAAAUUUAAGAGAGAGUACUAGUAUAUGCAAUAUAACUAAUUAUUAUAAAUAUAUAAAAUCGAUUUGUGCUGCAAUAUAUUAUUGCGCAAUAUAUAUUAAUACAUAUAUUAUUAUAGUAUUUUGCUGCAUCAUUGUUAUUUCUUAUCAUGUAAUAUAUAUAACAAACAAAAAUUUUAUAAAAAAUUUCAUAAAAAUUAGAUUACAUUUAUAUUGAAUACAGUUGUACAAGAUUUAUUUCUACCAUAGUUUAUAUAUAAAAUAGAUUGAGAUUCUAUAAGAUAUUGUUAAUAAAAUAAAUUUCUAUAUAUAUUUUUAGUUUAAUACUAUAAUAAUUUAAUUAUAUAACGUGUUAUUAAAAGAUUGAAAUUUUAAUACAUUCAAAAAUGUCGCAAAAUCAAUAUAAAAAUGUUACACAUUGUAUUUUUGAUAUGGAUGGGUUAUUGCUCAGUAAGUGAUUUAUAUUAUCUUACUUAUAUUAUAUUUAUAUUCAAUGAAUUAAUAUAUACAGAGAGGGAUUAUUUAAUUAAUAAUUAAAACUUCUAUUUAAUAUAAUAAUUAAAAAUAAAUAUUUUAUUUCUACGAAGUCCAUAUUUUUAUAAGUUGGAUAAAAUGUAAUCUAAUCUGUAAAUAAGUAAAUAUUCAUUCAUAAGAAUAAAGUAAUUUUGUUUUGUCUAUGUAUAUAUAGAAGUGAAUAAAAUCUCAAUGGCAAUUAUUAAGAAAUAUGAAGAAUAUAGAUUAAAGUACACCAUGCAUCUUUAUGGACAGAUACUACUGUCAAUGAAAAGGUUAAAAUAACACUCAUCAUGCAUACAGAAUUACUUUACACUGAAGCCUUUAAUCGUAUUAUAAAUCUCUACGGGAAAGAAUUUACAUGGGAACAUAAAGCAAAAAUUAUGGGUUUUAAAUCUAAGGAUGUUGGACAAGCUUUGAUUGAAAUGUUUUCUUUACCAAUAACAGUAGAAGAAUUUGAAAAUAAGAUAACCAAAAUAUAUCAAGAAUUAUUUCCCUCUGCAAAUCUUAUGCCAGGUGCUGAACAAUUGUUGCAACAUUUAAAACAAAAUAAUAUUCCAAUAGCAUUAGCUACAAGUUCAAAUAAAGAAAAUUUUGAAUUAAAAACUCAAAGAUGGAAAAAUAUAUUUGAUUUGUUUAAUCAUAAAGUUCUUGGUGGUUCUGAUCCUGAUGUUAUUAAUGGUAAACCAGCACCUGAUAUUUUUUUAAUUGCUGCAAAACGUUUUAUUGACAAUCCUGAUCCAUCAAAGUGUCUUGUAUUUGAGGAUGCUCCAAAUGGUGUAAAAGCUGCAUUUAAUGCUGGGAUGCAAGUUGUUAUGGUUCCAGAUCCAAUGUUACCAAAUCAUUAUAUUGAAAAUCCAACAUUAAUACUAAAUAGUCUUGAAGAAUUUCAACCUGAACUAUUUGGUUUACCACCAUAUAAUAGAUAAUAUGUAUGAAAUAUAUUUCUAAGAAAUAGUAAUGAUCUCUAAUGUGCCAUUAAGUCAACUUACUUAUUAAUAAAUUAGUUAAUAAAUUUUAA